This is a messenger RNA of Saccharomycopsis crataegensis, 2127 nucleotides long. It is a transcript of the gene IRC3, whose product is annotated as double-stranded DNA-dependent ATPase. Lineage: Eukaryota; Fungi; Ascomycota; Saccharomycetes; Ascoideales; Saccharomycopsidaceae. The coding region runs from base 1 to 2127 and encodes 708 amino acids. Gene Ontology annotation, molecular function: DNA binding; hydrolase activity; ATP binding. The record is from RefSeq and is a predicted model, not a curated record. The transcript has a single exon.
AUGAUUAGAUCAUUAGCUCCUUCGAUCAACAGAUCUCAUGCCGUUUUCAGACAUCGAUUGACUAGAAUUUGCAUUAUGUCACAGUGUCAAGCAUUCCAUACGGACUCUCUUACGAGCUACAUGGAGCAGUUGGCGCUCAGUCCUUCUCCUUCUCCACAAAAGAAUCUCCCAGACCAAUUCAAACCCGUUCAGAAAAUCGAGGGAAUUUUUGGGAACUCAGCAGAUACUACUGGUCUCCAACUUAGGGAUUAUCAAAAGGAUUGUAUUGUGAAGUGUUUACGUGCCUUUGAUCAAGGGAAAAGAAGAAUCGCCGUCAGUUUGGCUACCGGUGGUGGGAAGACCGUUGUGUUUAGCAGUCUCAUAAAGCAUAUGGCUCCAUUGACUGAAAGUCAAGGAGACAAGACAUUAAUUUUGGUUCAUAGAAAAGAACUAUGUGAACAGGCGGCGGCCACUUGUGCAAGAAUCAUGCCCGAGAAAGUUGUGGAAAUAGAUAUUGGGGGGAACAAGGCGUCAGGCAUGGCGGAUAUAACUGUGGCAUCUAUUCAGUCGUUAAAUAGAGGCGAUAGACUCUCAAAAUAUGACCCUAAGGAUUAUAAAUUGAUCAUUAUUGAUGAAGCGCAUCAUGCUGCUGCGAAAUCAUAUAUCAAUAUUCUACAAAACUUUAAUGCUCACAACACCGAGACAAAAGUAGCGGUUGUUGGAUUUUCUGCCACCUUGGAUAGGCAUGAUGGUAAGCUGCUAGCCGAUUCUAUGGAUUAUGUGGUAUUUCAUAAAGGUUUGGAUGAGAUGGUGACUGAUGGGUGGUUAUGUGAUGCAAAGGUUACUGUUGUUCGUGAUGAUGACCUUGAUUUGUCUUCAGUGAUUGUUAGAGAAGAAGAUUUCACCAUCACUGGUCUAUCAAAAGCAGUGAAUACGGAAAAAUCUAACGAUUUAAUAUUGCAAACUUAUCUCAAAUAUAGAGAGGAGGAUCAUUUUGAGUCGACCUUAAUCUUUGGAGUUGAUGUCGAUCAUGUCCAGGCGCUACGUGAUUUAUUUGCUGCCAAUGAUAUUAAGGCAGAAUGUGUCACUGGGAAAACUGCAGCUAGUACACGACUGAAAGUAGUUACAGAUUUCAAAUCAAAAAAGAUCAAUGUGUUAGUCAAUUGUGGGAUUUUCACAGAAGGUACUGACAUUCCAAACAUUGAUAGCAUUAUUUUGGCCAGACCUACAAAAUCUAAAAAUUUGCUAAGUCAGAUGAUAGGUCGAGGUUUAAGAAAGCAUGAUGCCAAAGAGCUAUGCCAUAUCAUUUCUUUUAUUCCUGUUCUGAUUGAAGUCGCCACGGUUCCUACCCUUUUGGGUAUAAGUUAUCAACUUCCAACUAAAAAAUUUAACACCAAUAUGAUGAGCUCCUUCAGCCGUGAGAAGCCUCUUUUGAGAGAGUUUUCCCAAGAUAAGCUCAAUUUCAAGUUAUUUGCUUCUCUACGUGAUUUCGCCUAUCAACCAUCAAGAAAAGAGUCCGAUGCCAAAUAUUUCACAAAAGAUCUGUUGGCUUGGAUCAGGAGUGAUAAAGAAACUUGGUUACUAGAAUUUAGAAGUGGGUAUGUGAGAGUUACAAAGACUCCAUCCCCAAUAGAUGGUGGUGAGUCAAGUUUUCUAACCAAGUUUUAUGAAGCCCUAGGAGCUUCUUUUCGAUACACUAUUGCGGAAGAAUUUAUGAAAUCGUCAGUGCUAGAAACAAUAUCAACUGUUCACGAGAAACUAAAAGAAUAUGCGCCUUCUCAGUAUUAUCCUCGCAAACACGCUUCAUGGAGAUUCCAAAGUGCAACUGCAGGCCAAAAGAAAGCAAUUUUGGGAUAUUUUGGUCGUACUUUAUCAAAAAUGAGCUUGAAAGUGAGUAUGAUUCCUUUUAAAGAAAUACUUGAAAAAACUAUCGACGGAAUGAAUAAAGGAACUUGUUCUGAUUUAAUUUUCAUGCAGACAUUGGGUAGUAAAGAAUUUCAUAAGAGAAUCAUACAAGCGAUUGAAAGCAAAAUGUUGCUUGUUGACAAAAAGACUGAAACUAAACCUGGGAAACUGGCCAUCCCAAUUGACCAAUUCCGGGCCCAUGAGGACAUAGGGCGUACCAAAAAAAUAAAUCGUCGGGCUUAG